CUUGGGCCAGGCCUGUGCCAAGAAAAAACGUUUUGACCCUACCGAGCGUUCUUUUUGUGCCAUGGCCCCAAGCUGAAAACCAGCAGUGGAACACGCUGAAGAGUUGGUGACAGAUGAGGAGUACUUCCGCAUGUGCUCCUUCUGGGACGGCGGAACAGACUGGGUGGCGAGUAGCGGCGACGUGCGCCGCUUCCGGAAUGGAAAGGCGGUGUUGGAGGAGGCGGCCAGCGGGGCCAGCGGAGCCAGCGCGCCGCUCAUUGCCGGGCCACCGGAGGAUGCCAUCGAGGCCCAGAGCGCGGCGGCGGGCCCCGCGGGCCGAGAGGCAUUCCUUGACCACUGGGCGCAAGGGGUCUACUGCUGUGCCAGGUGCCAGCAGGAGCUCUACCACUCCAGCGCCAAGUGGCGCGGCCCCUGCGCAUGGCCCUCCUUUCGGCGCGCGACAGCGGAGGAGGCCCUCCUCAUGCGUCCGGUGGUCGGCUAUGGCAGCUGCUGUGAUGAAGAUGGACUGGUAGAGACAGGCUAUCGCUGUGCAGUGGCGGAGCUCUACUGCCGAUCCUGCCGCCUCUUUCUCGGCCAUCGCUUCCAGGAUGCGCGCGAGAAGGGCGACUGUGCCCCCGACUCAACAGGCUGGCGACACUGAGUCUUAUCGCGUUCGCUGAGCUUCCGUGAGCUGCGGGGAACGGGGAUGAAGAGCGUCCCCCAGUCACUAGCAUCAAGCUUGUAGCGACCAGUCGAGAGGAAGCACCACGUUCUGAU
Messenger RNA from Durusdinium trenchii, 756 nucleotides. The record is from the annotation of a GenBank genome assembly. Lineage: Eukaryota; Dinophyceae; Suessiales; Symbiodiniaceae.